Calidris pugnax (ruff) is the source of this 2530-nucleotide messenger RNA. It is a transcript of the gene INTS4, whose product is annotated as integrator complex subunit 4. Gene Ontology annotation, cellular component: integrator complex. The record is from RefSeq and is a predicted model, not a curated record. The transcript has 20 exons. Gene Ontology annotation, biological process: snRNA processing. Bases 91 to 2391 code for a protein of 766 amino acids. NCBI's taxonomy places the organism in Eukaryota, Metazoa, Chordata, Aves, Charadriiformes, Scolopacidae.
UGUUUUGCAGAGUCUCACCAAGUCCUUGCUCAGCUGCUGGACACCCUCUUGGUGAUUGGCACAAAACUCACAGAGAAUCCAUCGGUCAGGAUGAGACUGGUGGAAGUAGCCUGCAAGCAUCUGACAGAUUCUUCUCACGGCGUAAGAAAUAAGUGUCUUCAAUUAAUUGGUUGUCUUGGUCCCGUGGAAAAAGGUGUUGCAAAAGAAGCUGAAAGCCAGGCUGCCAAAGAUGUCCAGAAGAUAAUAGGAGAUCAUUUUAAUGACCAGGACCCUCGUGUAAGGACUGCAGCUAUAAAAGCCAUGUUGCAGCUUCACGAAAGAGGAUUAAAAUUACAUCAGGCAAUUUACAGUCAGGCCUGCAAGCUCUUGGCAGACGAUUACGAGCAAGUGCGCAGCGCUGCAGUCCAGCUGAUUUGGGUCCUCAGUCAACUUUACCCUGAAAGCAUCGUCCCGAUUCCUUCUUCUAACGAAGAAAUACGCUUGGUUGACGAUGCGUUUGGAAAAAUCUGCCACAUGGUGAGCGACGGCUCCUGGGUUGUCAGAGUACAAGCUGCUAAGUUAUUGGGUUCUAUGCAACAAGUUAGCUCCCAUUUCUUAGAGCAGACCCUUGACAAGAAGCUGAUGUCAGAUCUGAGGAGGAAGCGCACGGCGCAUGAGAGAGCCAAAGAGCUCUACAGCUCUGGGGAGUUUUCAAGUGGCAGAAAAUGGGGAGAUGAUGCUCCCAAAGAAGAAAUCGAUACGGGUGCCGUAAACUUGAUCGAAUCGGGAGCUUGUGGGGCCUUUGUUCACGGCCUGGAAGAUGAGAUGUAUGAGGUGCGGAUCGCUGCGGUUGAAGCCCUCUGCAUGUUGGCUCAGUCCUCGCCUUCUUUUGCGGAGAAAUGCCUGGAUUUUUUGGUUGACAUGUUCAACGAUGAAAUCGAGGAGGUGAGGUUGCAGUCCAUACACACGAUGAGAAAAAUUUCCAACAACAUCACGCUGAGGGAAGACCAGCUGGAUACUGUGUUAGCUGUCUUGGAGGAUUCUUCGAGGGACAUUCGGGAAGCCCUUCAUGAGCUGUUGUGUUGCACCAACGUCUCAACUAAAGAAGGCAUCCAUCUUGCACUGGUGGAGCUGCUGAAAAACCUAACCAAGUAUCCUACGGACAGAGAAUCCAUAUGGAAAUGCUUGAAAUUCUUGGGAAGCAGGCAUCCCACUUUGGUGCUUCCGUUAGUCCCGGAGCUGCUGAGCACACAUCCGUUCUUUGACACUCCGGAACCAGACAUGGAUGACCCAGCCUAUAUUGCUGUUCUGGUCCUGAUUUUUAACGCUGCCAAGAGUUGCCCGACGAUGCCUGCCCUCUUCUCUGAUCACACCUUCAGGCAUUACGCUUAUCUUCGGGACAGUCUCUCUCAUCUGGUCCCUCCCUUAAGGUUGCCAGGUAGAAAGCUGCUGUCCUCCCCUGUCUCUCCCAGUGUUACCCCACACGAAGAUCCUUCCCAACAGUUCUUGCAUCAGAGCCUGGAGAGGGUUUACAACCUUCAGCACCUUGACCCACAGGGCAUCCAGGAGCUGCUGGAAUUUACCAUCCGUGACCUUCAGAGGCUCGGGGAGCUGCAGUCAGAGCUGGCCGGGAUGGCGGAUUUCACUGCGACGUACCUUCAGUGUCAGCUGCUCCUCAUCAAGGCCUUGCAGGAGAAGCUGUGGAACGUGGCAGCUCCUCUGUACCUGAAACAGAACGCGUUGGCAUCUGCUGCAGCAAAACAGAUCUUGGAGGAAACGUAUAAGAUGGAGUUCAUGUACAGCGGCGUGGAGAGCAGACAAGUGGUCAUUAUUCACCACAUGAGGCUCCAGGCGAAGGCGUUACAGCUCAUCGUGACUGCCCGGACCACGAGAGGAGUGGAACCGCUGUUCGGGAUGUGUGAAAAAUUCCUACAAGAAGUGGAUUCCUUUCAGAGGUGUUUCAUCUCUGAGCUCCCACAUAUGCAAGGCAGUUUUGUAGAUAAAUUGCUGGACUUAAUGCCCAGACUGGUGACAUCCAAGCCUUCAGAAGUGGUCAAGAUUCUUCAGACAACGCUGCGACAAAGCACCUUCCUCCACCUUCCUCUUCCAGAGCAGCUCCACAGAGCUACUGCCAACAUCAUUGAACCCACCGGUGAAUCUGAUAAUCCUCUGAGGUUCACGUCAGGGUUGGUGGUGGCUCUGGAUGUUGAUGCAACACUGGAACACGUGCAGGAUCCCCAAGGAACCGUUAAAGUCCAGGUGUUGUAUCCAGAUGGACAAGCGCAGAUAAUCCAUCCCAAACCAGCUGACUUCCGAAAUCCUGGUCCUGGAAGGCACAGGCUGAUAACACAGGUUUAUCUCUCACACACAGCCUGGACAGCACUUCCAUGGCGUUGUUCGUUCAUCCUGUGAUCUUUGUUUGGUUUUGGAGGAUUAAAAAUGGUGUCGAUUCGACGACUGGAAGAAUUUAAAGGUUCAUCCUGUACCAGAGGGAGCUGAAUCAACUCCUUAUUUCUGCUUCCGCAGCGCUGGCUGGAAGGGCAUUUUAAGU